Fulvia fulva is the source of this 1191-nucleotide messenger RNA. RefSeq lists its product as uncharacterized. The transcript is spliced from 2 exons. Gene Ontology annotation, molecular function: myosin heavy chain binding; cytoskeletal motor regulator activity; calcium ion binding. Bases 1 to 1191 code for a protein of 396 amino acids. The record is from RefSeq and is a predicted model, not a curated record. Gene Ontology annotation, cellular component: cytoplasm; myosin II complex. Gene Ontology annotation, biological process: actomyosin structure organization; mitotic cytokinesis. NCBI's taxonomy places the organism in Eukaryota, Fungi, Ascomycota, Dothideomycetes, Mycosphaerellales, Mycosphaerellaceae.
AUGUCGUCGCGACCCUCGCCCUUCGACAGCGCCAACGCGCGACAGUCGCCGUUCCGCCGACAGAACAGCGCGUCGCCAGCAACAGUACGAGGAGGAACACCAGGAUCCUCGCCGACGAAAGCGCCUUCAGCAUUGUCACUGUCGCCUACCAAAGCGAGCAAUCUAUCACCAGAGAAGACCAGUCCAUUCGUCCGACGACCGAGCCAGAUCAACACCGAGCGCCCGUCGAGCCCAUUCGCACGACCUUCGAGCAGCUUGAGCAUACCCACAUCUCCCUCUAGACAACCGAGCAACUCAAGCUACAAUGGAGCGCCGCUCAGCCCACGUCCUGCUUCUCCCAUGCGACUGCCAAGCAUCUCUCCAGCACCAGAAGAGCCCGACACACCCACAAUCCUCCCUCCCGCCUCGCCUUCACGAUUCGACGGAGCGAAACCAUCAUCUCACACUUUAUCCGAAGAAGACUCGCCUCCUCCACCAGAACCAUUUCAAGCACCAACUGUAGUACCCAGUCCAGCCAUGCUCCGGCCAUUAGCCCAAGGAACAGAAACAUCCUCCACAACAGCCACAAUCAAACAGCCUAUCUUCACAUCUCAGCCCGUGAAGAAAUCACCCACAAUGCCAAAACUCAACCCCAUCGGUGGAGGCGGAGGCGCAUACGGACACGUUCCACAGUCGCUCCUCCACAGCAUGCGAGAGUCUUUCGAGGUACUGGACAGUAACAACACAGGCGGCGUCACAGCAGCCUCAGUCUCAGAAAUGCUGGGCCAGAUGGGCCUCGAGAACACGCCAGCUGCACUGCGAGACUUCUUCCCGCCUAACGUAACUGCGCAAUUCAAUCUUGCGAGAUACCUAGACGUUCUGUCAGGACCAUUAGCGGACCUGUCGCAACCAGACGAGCUACGCGCAGCAUUCGAGGCUUUUGAUGUGGACGAUAGUGGACAGAUCGAUGUUGCAACACUCAGAGAUGCGCUGCUUCACACUGCCCCUGAGCCAGGAGAGCAUAUGAUCCGACUCAGUGAGCGCGAAUUAGAUGGUAUUCUGGGAGAUUUCACCGGACGAAGAGCAUUCGGAUCAAAGGGCAUGAAUGCUUCCAAGGCGAAGGGGGACGUUUUCAGGUAUCGGGAUUUCAUGUCGAAUAUCAGCGCCGGUGGUGCGCAAACCGAGGGCGGAGAGGCUGUCAUGGCUUCGUGA